Messenger RNA from Didymodactylos carnosus, 624 nucleotides. Lineage: Eukaryota; Metazoa; Rotifera; Eurotatoria; Philodinida; Philodinidae. The record is from the annotation of a GenBank genome assembly.
AUGGGUGUUUGUUUCGCCGUUCUGUUAAGCAUUCCAUGUAGUUUUAUCGUUAUACUUUUGAUAUGUCAAAAAAAAUAUUUUUUUGACGAUGACUCAUCAGACGCGAAUAGUGAUAGUCAUUCACAAAGUCCUAGUUCGCGAUCAAGUCGAGCAAAUGAACGCUUUAUUAUCAAUGGUCGGUAUCGCACACCGCCUCCGUCUUACUUGCCAAACUAUGAAAAUGAUCCACCCAUUGGAUCUCCUCCUCCGGCCUACUUACAAAGUACUUCCCUUUGGGAAGAAAGUUUGGGAAGCAUGCCAUUUACACUCACGGUUGCUCAAACUCGUUCAUCAACAGGAGUAAUAGUACAACAAAUUCAAGCUGAGAGUAUUCAACAAGUUCAACAAAUAAUCACACAGUUAGAACAACAAAAUAGUACUAAGUUAGAAGAACUAAGUACUAUAACUUUGAAUAACUCAGUCUCGUCUUACCAAACAACACAUGAAGGUGAAUUUAAAACAAGCGAAGGAAAUAAUAAAAAUUUAUAUCAGAUUUUACCUAUUCCACACAAUUUUCAACAUAAUGUAUCAAUACUAAGUAGCACUAACUUUUCAGACAUAUCAAUGGAAACAUUUCAAGUAUAA